Molecule: messenger RNA, 1151 nt
Organism: Miniopterus natalensis
Lineage: Eukaryota; Metazoa; Chordata; Mammalia; Chiroptera; Miniopteridae
Gene: UCP3
Product: uncoupling protein 3
Biological process (GO): transmembrane transport
Source: RefSeq, a predicted model, not a curated record
CCUCCCUGCACUAAAGUCCAGGGCUGCAGAGCGGCCUCUCUCCUUGGACCUGCACUGGGCCCUCGAGGGACUGGAAGAGACUUCUGGGACCAUGGUUGGACUGAAGCCUUCAGAGAUGCCUCCUACGACAGCUGUGAAGUUCCUGGGGGCAGGCACGGCGGCCUGUUUUGCUGACCUCCUCACCUUUCCACUGGAUACAGCCAAGGUCCGCCUGCAGAUCCAAGGGGAGAACCAAGUGGCCCAGAGAGUCCAGUACCGCGGAGUGCUGGGCACCAUCCUGACCAUGGUGCGCACUGAGGGUCCCCGCAGCCCCUACAACGGACUGGUUGCUGGCCUGCAGCGCCAGAUGAGCUUUGCCUCCAUCCGCAUUGGCCUCUACGACUCUGUCAAGCAGCUCUACACCCCUAAAGGAUCAGACCACUGCAGCAUCAUCACCCGGAUUUUGGCAGGCUGCACCACAGGGGCCAUGGCAGUAACCUGUGCCCAGCCCACAGAUGUGGUGAAGGUCCGAUUUCAGGCCAACAUGCACCUUGGGCCUGGGGGCAACAAGAAGUACAGCGGGACAAUGGAUGCCUACAGGACCAUCGCCAGGGAGGAAGGGAUCAGCGGCCUGUGGAAAGGAACUUUCCCCAACAUCACAAGGAAUGCCAUUGUCAACUGUGCUGAGAUGGUGACCUACGACAUCAUCAAGGAAAAGCUGUUGGACCAUCAUCUGUUCACCGACAACUUCCCCUGCCACUUUGUCUCUGCCUUUGGUGCUGGUUUCUGUGCCACGGUGGUGGCCUCCCCAGUGGAUGUGGUGAAGACCCGGUAUAUGAACUCACUCCCAGGCCAGUACCACAGCCCCCUGGACUGUAUGCUGAAGAUGUUGGCCCGGGAGGGUCCCUCAGCCUUCUAUAAGGGAUUUACACCCUCCUUUCUGCGACUGGGAAUCUGGAACGUGGUGAUGUUCGUAACCUACGAGCAGCUGAAACGGGCUUUGAUGAACGUCCAGAUGCUACGGGAAUCUCCAUUUUGAAUAGGUCAGGCCACUUGGGAUGCAACUGGAACAAAGCCAGUUGAGAAUGGUAUAAAACAGUGGGUUCAUGCACACAGGGGCACAGACCCACACAUGUUUACAGAACUGUUUACUUGCUGCUGACUCAAGGAAC